Messenger RNA from Chara braunii, 2890 nucleotides. The record is from the annotation of a GenBank genome assembly. Lineage: Eukaryota; Viridiplantae; Streptophyta; Charophyceae; Charales; Characeae.
GUUGAAUUGACAAGUCCCCGGCCUCGAUCCAUUUCCGGUAUUACCACCUUCGGGCUUUGCUCUCUCUCUCUCUCUCUCUCUCUCUCUCUCUCUCUCGUGGUGCUACGUGCUUUGGGCUUUGGUGGUACUCCUCUCUCUCCCCCCCCCCCUUCCUCCCCUUCUUUUCUCUCUCCCCCUCGGUGCUAGGUGCUUCGGGCUUUGGUGCUAUUUGGUGCUAUUUGGUGCUAUGUGAGCUUGGUGCUGCGUGGUUCGUGAGCUUGGUGAUUCGUGCGCUUGGCGCUACGUGGUUUGUGAGGUUGAUGCUACGUGGAUUGUCCUGCGUGCCACGUGAACUUCCACGUGGCUCACUGCAAUGUGGGCUUGAGCCGUUGUCCACUUCUGUGGAACUAGGACGGCUAGGCUACAUCGUGACCGAAGGCUUGCGCGUUGUUGGUUGAUCGUUGUCGGCUGGAGGCUUCGUUGGCAUGGUGCACUCAAGUUGAUUCUGUGAAAAACAGUGAAAAAUGAGGCUCUGCCACCGUUAACCCAGCCCGCUGCUUCUCCUUCAAGCUCUGGGCACUGCAAUGAUGGUGGCAAGAGUAUCGCUGCUGCCAGCCAGGAAACUUUGGUGCAAGUGAUUGUCUGCGUUCAGGCUUAGGUCAAUGAAUUGCCCAGCGACUGAGCACUCAGCUCGUGCAGAUUGCUGGCGUUGUUCAGAAGACCCUCUGGAGCAUUUGGGUGUCCAUGCUACUUACCUACCAUGAUUGGGGCAGUGCAGAGCAGAUCGGUCACUUCCAAUGUCUCACUGGCUUUAAGAAAGGUGAUUCAGAGCUCCUCCAUGUUAGGUUCUCUCGUAGAUGCGCGGGAGCUACUAUGUCUCUGUCAGAAUGCCCACUGGCCUCAGGGUGUCUGCGCAAAGAUGAGCCGAGCACCGUCAACACUCAACAGGAGAUAUGCCGCAUAUGCUUCUCCCGUGCAUGUCUGCCAUGAGGAACCCGAACGUCUGGCCAAUCUGCGGGAAGCGCGCAGUAGUAAGCAACGCGACUUUUUCAGCCAAUCAUCAAGGGGGUCCGCCUGGGCUUGCCACAGCGCUAUUGAGCGCUCCGACAGGUCCAGAAGCGGUAGUUGUGCGAGUGUGGGCAUUGUUAGCGGUAGGCAUGGCUUUCAUUCUGGUACAUUGGGUAAUAGAUGCCAGUUCAGUGAAGUUUGCGGGAGAGUGCUGAGUGGUUAUACCGGCAGGAGAGUGUACGGGCUCCAGGCUUUUGCUUCGCGUGCAAAUUCCUGUCGCAGAAGGAGACGGCUGUUGUGCUCGUGUUCCGCUGCUGAUCAGCCUGCGAGCAGCAGGGAAGAUUCACAUUCCCAAGAAGGUAACGAGGUUACAGAUAAGAAGAAUCAGAGGAUAGUUUUCCUAGGCACUCCGCAAGUGGCUGCUGGCGUCCUGGACUCCCUGCUGGAUGCAUCCUCUUUUGAAGAUUCGCUGUUUGAGGUGGUUGGCAUUGUGACGCAGCCACCAAGCAGUCGUGGUCGUGGGCGGAAACGAGGAACAUUGCUCCCGUCACCUGUGGCUGAGCUUGCAGCUGAACGAGGGUUAUCUUCGGAAUCCAUUCUUUCGCCAGAGAAGGCAUCUGAAGAAAAGUUUCUUCUCAGAUUGUCAGAGUUGUCGCCGGAUUUGUGCGUCACUGCUGCAUAUGGAAACUUGCUUCCUCAGCGAUUUCUCUCGAUUCCUCGGUGCGGAACCCUGAACAUUCAUCCGUCCCUUCUGCCUCUGUACCGAGGGGCAUCACCUGUGCAGCGUGCUCUAGAGGCCGGCGAGCGCGUUUCUGGAGUGUCUGUAGCAUUUACCGUGCUCGCAAUGGAUGCUGGGCCAAUCCUGGCACAGGAAGAAGUUAUAAUCGAUGACGAGAUCAAGGCACCAGAGCUCCUCGAGAAUCUCUUCCGGCUGGGAACUGCGUUGCUGUUGCAAGAGCUGCCUGCUGUGUUCAGUGGGGAUGCAGCGAAGAGGGCAAAGCCACAGGACCCCUCCAAGAAGACAACUGCUACGAAGGUUAGACCGGAGGAAGGACAGUUACUGUUUCACCAGGACGCUUGGGUCCUUCAUAACAAAGUGCGAGCGUUUGCGGCCUGGCCAGGGACAAAGGCGACUUUCAGAGUUGAGCGGGCAGAUGCAGCGGCGAGCAACGGAGACAACACCGACGAGCUCAUUGUCGUCAAAAUUGUCACUACACGUGCAAAGAGACCGGAGAAGAUGGAAGAACAGACCACAUCGAAUGCUGCAGAAGGAUGCGAAGAAGACCUAGUCCGGGGGGUAGGGAGGGAAGUGGUGUUUGCAGAGGAUGCACUCAAGGUUCGGUGUAGGAAUGACUCGAUUCUUGAGAUUCUAGACGUGCAGCCCCCUGGGAAAAGAGCGAUGACAGCAAAAGAUUUUUGGAAUGGUUUGCGAGGAUGUCGCAUCUUCACGGUAGAGCAGACUGAGGUCGUAAACCUGUCGGCAGCAGGAGGACAAGGAGGAGGACAAGGAGGUGCUGCGCAGGAAGUGUUGGCAGAAAGGAAAUUGUGACCAGGAAGAUUUCUUUCUGCAUGCGGAGGCAGUGUAGCGAUUAAACCUUUUUUCUUUUUUUUAACCUGGCUUCUUUUGUACUAACCUUUAUCAUGGAAGUCUUAUUCUUAUCAAUCAAUCAAUCAAUCAAUGUAUGCCGGCUUGCCAUGGAUGGAUGGAUGGAUGGAUGGUCAUGAACUCCCAUAGGGACCCCCCCAAGAGUAUUUCAUAAUUUUAUCAGGAACUGCAGAAAAUAAGUUUGUGGUCGUGUCCCAGUGUGCCGAUCCCCUGCUGUGCACCCCACUGUGCUCAUGUUACGGUCGUCGGUCUUCCCCUGAGCAGAACACAACCGGACAAUGAAUCUAUAAAAAGCUA